AUGGGAAAAGUACCGAGUCUCUGCGUUUCACGAGUGAAGCUACGUUUUGGCACCGAAUGUAGGACCCUUAUUCGCAACACAUGUGUGAUGAGAGUGUCUACGAUCCCUUCCCAACACGAUGCAUCAAGAUCGCCACAGGGCGCUACAGGGCGCUACAGUUCAAUAAUCAUUAUGAGACAAUCCUGUGCUUCAUCGCGCUGCCUCCGCGCUUGA
Messenger RNA from Ustilaginoidea virens, 213 nucleotides. RefSeq lists its product as uncharacterized. Bases 1 to 213 code for a protein of 70 amino acids. The record is from RefSeq and is a predicted model, not a curated record. Lineage: Eukaryota; Fungi; Ascomycota; Sordariomycetes; Hypocreales; Clavicipitaceae. The transcript has 2 exons.